ACAGAGUCCCCAAGGAUGUGAACUCCAUCAGAAUUUUGGAGAGCAUUUCAGGAGUAGAUGCACGCAGCAAACAUCUGAGGAGUAUGGUGGCGUUUCAAAUACUACACACUUGUUUUGAUAACCAGGAUACUGAAGGAGAAGAGAUCCUGAGACGGCUUGUCUCGAUAAAUGUGAAAGACAAAAAUUGUGAUCUUUUUAAAAUGUAUGUUUACUUGGUUCUUAUUGAGAACUGGCUGUUAUAUAAUCAUAUGUUGGAAGACAAGCCAGUGAUCUACGAAUUGUGGAGUGUUCUUCUGAGAAAUUGUUCUUGUCAAAUAACCAGCACAGAUUUAAGGUCGUAUGCAUUAAAGGUCCGGAGCAAGGCUUCUUAUCUGCUACAAGGCACUGGCAACAAAUGAUUGUUGUUAAGUAAGAACUUCGCUAAACUGCUACUUAUCACCAAAUAGUGUAAUUAAUCUGAGAUUGGUUCAUUCAGCUAUUGCAAGGAAAUUCAAUGGGAAAAUCGGUUCAAACCUCAAAAGGAUACCUAGUGAUGGACUUCGAAUCAACUUUUUUUUUUUUUUUUGUUGAGUUAGAGAAGUGAAAUGUGUUUAACAGACCUUGAAGUAUAUGAGAUUAGUUGCUACA
This is a messenger RNA of Cornus florida, 627 nucleotides long. RefSeq lists its product as uncharacterized. The transcript is spliced from 3 exons. The record is from RefSeq and is a predicted model, not a curated record. The coding region runs from base 84 to 398 and encodes 104 amino acids. Lineage: Eukaryota; Viridiplantae; Streptophyta; Magnoliopsida; Cornales; Cornaceae.